AUUUAACUACACCGCAGCGGAUAAUAAUAAUAUCUUUGUCCCUUUGGAAAACUAUGCCCGAGGAUCGAGUUCCCCCUUCGGGAUCUAACGUCAGCGCUGCUGCCACACCAUAGGGACUGGUACUAACUCUCCGCUCCUGGACGAUGUACCUCUGCCGUGCAUUGCCUCGGAUACCGGUAUCGCGAAGGACGAGUAGGAGCUUGAGCUCUACAAACAUAAUCCUCGCUGCUGGUUGCUUUCUACUUCGAUAUUGAAAUAUAAAUUUUUACUCAUUAUUCAAGUUUGUGGUCUUGCUUCGCUGUACAUUAUUUCCAACUCGGUUCCACAUCUUCCGAUAUGGCUUCUCAACAACAAUUGAAGACUCCUCUUACGGAGCUGCUCGGUAUCAACCACCCCGUCCUUCUCGCCGGGAUGGGUACCGUAGCAUCUCCUAAGCUCGCUGCUGCUGUCACCAAUGCUGGCGGUUGCGGUGUCAUCGGUGGUGUUGGCUACACCCCGUCCGGUCUCCGGGAGCAGAUUGCCGAAAUUAAGGCCAAUUUGAUUGACAAGAACGCGCCAUUCGGUGUGGAUUUGUUGCUCCCCCAGGUCGGCGGUACUGCUCGCAAGACCAACUACGAUUACACCAAGGGCAGCCUCGACGAACUAGUCACCAUCAUGAUCGAGACCGGCGUCAAGAUCUUCGUCUGCGCCAUCGGCGUUCCCCCCGUGGCGAUCGUCAAGCGCCUCCACGCCGCCGGCAUCUUGUACAUGAACAUGAUCGGCCACCCCAAGCACGUCGCCAAGUGCAUCGCCGCCGGCGCCGACAUCAUUUGCGCCCAGGGCGGCGAGGGUGGCGGCCACACCGGAGACGUUCCCACGAGCGUGCUGAUCCCGGCCGUGGUGGAGCUGGUGAAGGGGCACCGCAGCCCGCUGACGGGGGCGCAGGUGCAGGUGGUCGCGGCCGGUGGGAUGUACUCCGGGCGGUCGCUGGCGGCAGCGUUGAUGCUGGGCGCCACCGGGGUUUGGGUGGGGACGCGGUUCAUCAUGGCGACGGAGGCGGGGGCGUCGAAGUACCACCAAGAGGCAGUGAAGACGGCGAACCACGAUGAUUCGGUGCGGUCGAUCAUCUACACCGGGCGGCCGCUGCGAGCGAAGAGGAACGCGUACGUGGACGACUGGGAGGAAAACCGCGCGCAGGAGAUCAAGGACCUGACAGCCAAGGGCACCUUGCCGGUGGGGAAUGAUUUGGAGAGGAAGGAUCUAGAUGCCAAGCAUAAGGAGUGGGUGGAGGAGUACUGGAACCCGCAGUUGAUGGGCAAGGUGGCGGCAGUGCUGGACAAGGUGCAGCCCGCAAAGGAAAUCGUGGAUGAGAUUGUUGGGGAGGCUGUGAAGGUGAUUGCGGAGGGCAAUUCUCUGGUUGUCUAUGCCAACCAUCCGUUGAGGUUCAAGGCCCAGAUGUAAUUUGGCGCUCUAUCAAGAUUGAAUAGCGACGUUUCAGCUACGGUAUCUCCAUAUCGAAUUGUUUGACAGCUGGCCCAUUUGACAUAUAAAGCGGUUUACAGUUUUGGUACAGUUUCUACCUUCUUUCCCGACGCCUUCAGAGCGUACUCCGAAAGUGCCAUCGUCGCCUCCGUCUCGAAUAGGCAGAGGAAAAACGGCCCAUCAUCAACU
Eremomyces bilateralis CBS 781.70 is the source of this 1650-nucleotide messenger RNA. RefSeq names its product oxidoreductase 2-nitropropane dioxygenase family. The coding region runs from base 337 to 1440 and encodes 367 amino acids. The transcript is spliced from 3 exons. Lineage: Eukaryota; Fungi; Ascomycota; Dothideomycetes; Eremomycetales; Eremomycetaceae. The record is from RefSeq and is a predicted model, not a curated record. Gene Ontology annotation, molecular function: nitronate monooxygenase activity.